UGCUUUUAUGUACACAUGUUAGAACCCUAAUUCGCUAAACCCCCAAGCUUGAUUUUGCGGAAGAGGCAGUUGAUAACUGCCGAUGAAAAUGGCGGUUCGCCGGCUAUCUUCCGCAAAACCCGUUUCCUCGGUCUCCCUGUUCUCCCUCAAAUAUGACUCAUGCUCUCGCCUUAAUUCUCUCAAAACCCUGACAUCGCUAUCAGCGUCCAUCCAGGAACCGUCGGAUUCCGGAUUGGAUUCUUUCCUGGUGGAGAAGAUAUGGUUCAGUUUGAAGCAAGGUAACGUGGGUUCUUUGCGAAAUCAUCUGCUUCAAUUGAGCCCUUUAGCUGUUGUAGAGGUUUUGUACCGUUGUCGGAAUGAUUUAAAUCUGGGUCAGAGGUUUUUGGAUUGUGUCCGCUCCAAUUGUCCGAACUUCAAGCAUACUUCUUUGUCUCUAAGCGCCAUGAUUCAUGUUCUGGUGAGGAGUGGCAGAUUGUCGGAUGCGCAGGCUUGUAUUCUUAGGAUGAUUAGGAGAAGUGGCGUUUCCAGGGUGGAGAUCGUGGAUUCCUUAGUCUCCACAUAUAGUAACUGUGGUUCGAAUGAUUCAGUUUUCGAUUUGUUGAUUAGAACUUAUGUCCAGGCUAGAAAACUAAGAGAAGGAUAUGAAGCUUUCAGGGUUCUUCGAAGCAAAGGCUUUCAGAUUUCUAUCAAUGCCUGUAACAGUCUUAUCGGGGGAUUAGUGAGGAUCGGAUGGAUAGAGUUGGCAUGGGAAGUUUAUCAGGAAAUUCAUCGGAGUGGCAUUGGCAUCAAUGUCUAUACCCUUAAUAUGAUGGUUAAUGCGUUGUGCAAAGAUCGUAAAAUGGAUAGGGUGAGACCGUUUUUAUCAGAAGCGGAAGGGAAGGGGGUCUAUCCGGAUAUUGUAACAUAUAAUACGUUAAUCAACUCAUACUGUUGUGAAGGGCUAAUGGAAGAGGCAUUCGAGUUGAUAGAUUCAAUGUCGAGCAAGGGGUUGAAACCGGGUCUUUACACUUAUAAUUCUGUGAUAAAUGGAUUCUGUAAGAAGGGAAAAUAUGAGAGAGCCAAGGAAAUUUUCAGUGAGAUGUUGAAGGCUGGGUUGAAUCCCGAUACUACUACUUACAACUCAUUGCUGGUUGAGGUUUGCAGAAACAACGAUGCAACUGAGGCAGAAAAGAUUUUCGGUGAGAUGAUCUCAAGGAGUGUUGCUCCAGAUUUGAUUAGCUUUAGCUCAAUAAUGGGCCUUUUUGCUCGAAACGGAAAUCUUGGUAAGGCGUUGGCUUAUUUCGACAAUAUGAAGAAUGUCGGUCUUGUUCCAGACAAUGUGAUCUACACUAUCCUUAUCGAUGGAUGCUGCAGAAAAGGUAUCAUGUCAGAAGCUAUGAAUUUGAGAAACAAAAUGGUUCAGGAGGGUUGCGUUGUGGAUGUUGUCACUUACAAUACUAUUUUGAAUGGCUUAUGCCUAGAUAAAACGUUGGACGAGGCAGAUAAAUUGUUCAAUGAAAUGGUUCAACGGGGUUUAUUGCCAGAUUUUUACACUUUCACCAUACUGAUUAAUGGCCACAGUAAGCUUGGUAAUAUGCACAAAGCGAUGGACCUUUUCAAGAUGAUGACGCAGAGAAGAAUUAGACCCGAUGUUGUGACAUACAACACAUUGUUAGACGGAUUUGGUAAAGCAGGUGACAUUGACAUGAUGAAGAAUUUAUGGACUGAUAUGGUUUCUAAAAAAAUACUUCCAAAUCAUAUUACCUAUGGCAUUCUGGUUAAUGGAUUCUGCAGUAAUGGCCGUGUUUCUGAGGCAUUGCAAGUAUGGGAUGAAAUGGUUGGCAAAAGCAUAAAGCCGACACUUGUGAUUUGUAAUUCCAUAAUUAAGGGUUAUUGUCGUUCGGGUAAUGCAACGAAAGGGGAAGAAUUCGUGAACAAGAUGGUUUCCAAAAGCUUGGUUCCCGAUAGAAUCACUUACAACACCCUCAUAAAUGGCUUUGUUAGAGAAGAGGACAUGGACAAAGCUUUUGGUUUGUUCAACAAGAUGGAGAACCAUGGACUAUUACCAGAUGUUAUUACGUUCAACUCGAUCUUACAUGGCUUUUGCAGACAAGGUCGGAUGAAAGAAGCUGAGCUUGUACUAAGGAAGAUGAUCGACAAAGGUGUGGAUCCUGACAGGUCAACAUACACAUCAUUGAUAAAUGGGCAUGUCUCUCAAGACAACUUGAGUGAGGCAUUUCGGUUUCAUGACGAAAUGCUGCUUAGGGGGUUCAGUCCUGACGAUAAAUUCUGAUAUGUUACUUUGCUUCUUUCUGCAUAUGCACUUUGAGCUCCAGAACUGGACUUAAGGCUGGUGAAGCUGGGAACAAAUAGACAUUCGUGUGGAUCCUUCUUCAGUUCAAAGGAUUGUUUUUUACACAAUUAAUGCAGAUUCAAGAAUCACAACGAGGAAGCUGAUUUUCGGUGUCUUAAUCAAAUAUGGUACAUCUUACAGGUGAUGGCACCGAGUCCUAUUCUAUCAACUAUGCUUGGUUUCGUGAUUCAAAUAUUAUGUGUUUCAAUCUUCCUAUCCUACAGAUCCAUGUAUUCAGUUUUGGAUUUAUGACGAUCUUAGGCAGAAGGCAAAAGCAAAGUGGAGAAAAUUUUCAAUCAGGUAAUGAAAGAGCAAGAAAGACAAAGAAGAAGGCCUAACAUUUGGCAUCUGGAAAAGGGUAAUGAUCCUUUCUUUCUACAAAACAAGUUUUACUUUGAUACUUUCCUUUCCAUCCCCAAACAUGCUUUUUACGAUUCUUGUGAAGUUCUGUGAUGAAACACAAGAGUUCCACAGGAAAUUUGAAGGACUAUCAUUGUAUGGGAUUUCCCUUGUUUGGGAAUGAGAGUUGUGCAGAACCAGAUGGUCAGAAGCUUCUUCUUUUUCUGUCUUGUCUUGUCUUGUCUGUAACUUGUAGAAAUAGGACCACUCGCUGAUGAUGCAUGUGGCAUUUUCCUCCUCUCGUGUUAUUUUCGGACAGCGAACGCUCAGUGCUCGACUCGACAAAGGCGACGGUAAAUGUAAUGGAUCUAUGUGGUUCACAAGAAGCUUGUUCCUAUUUAUGGAUGAGCAUUUACCAAAUUCUUUC
This is a messenger RNA of Tarenaya hassleriana, 3098 nucleotides long. Its product is annotated as pentatricopeptide repeat-containing protein At5g01110. The coding region runs from base 83 to 2272 and encodes 729 amino acids. Gene Ontology annotation, molecular function: protein binding. NCBI's taxonomy places the organism in Eukaryota, Viridiplantae, Streptophyta, Magnoliopsida, Brassicales, Cleomaceae. The record is from RefSeq and is a predicted model, not a curated record. The transcript has 2 exons.